Opisthorchis viverrini is the source of this 423-nucleotide messenger RNA. RefSeq lists its product as hypothetical. Lineage: Eukaryota; Metazoa; Platyhelminthes; Trematoda; Opisthorchiida; Opisthorchiidae. Bases 1 to 423 code for a protein of 140 amino acids. The record is from RefSeq and is a predicted model, not a curated record. The transcript has 3 exons.
AUGGACACCUCUUUGCAAGCUGUCACCUCUCCCGAGGUAGUUCAAUGGUUAAGGCACCAGCUUACGGGCCGAAAGGUGCGCGGUUUGAACCCAACCUCAUCAUCUGGACUCCUCAUGUCUAGGCUUGGACAACCUGGAAGUAUCCCACUCAUGGUGGAUCCUUCCGUUAGCAUGGCAGCUUUGCACCAAGAGGCCACUGCCUCCAAUGCGCAGCUAUCUACUCCACAUCCCCAAAUCGUGGGCGAACGAAAAUGUGGCAGCUAUAACUACUGUACGACAAGCACUCGGUUCUUACAGCUUAUAAUGGUGGUGAUGAUGAUCUCACCGAUGUAUUACGUCUAUACAUGUAUCGCGGUAUCUCGAAUAUCGUACCAACUGAAACAUGAAGCGGCCUGGUGUAGCGCAUUCAAUUGCUAUGAUUGA